This is a messenger RNA of Peniophora sp. CBMAI 1063, 411 nucleotides long. The record is from the annotation of a GenBank genome assembly. NCBI's taxonomy places the organism in Eukaryota, Fungi, Basidiomycota, Agaricomycetes, Russulales, Peniophoraceae.
AUGUCCGUCGGUGUCAAUAUUGAAACGCGCUUCCAGCCAUCUCAAGGAGACGGAAUUCCCGCCAUUGCUGUGCAAGUGACUUGUCUUGUGAAUUCGUAUAUGAUCUGGGCUGGAGCGACGGGAGAGGAAGAUGCAACGAGCGCCGUGAAAGCGGGCAGACUAGUCGCGGAUUGGGCGUGCGCCAUGCCUCCUAGAUCGGGUGGAGAUGCUCCAGCCACGCCGUUGUUUCGAACCUCAAGCUCAGACGCCGCAGCGUCCAUGUCCCAACGUCUAGCUCGUCGUUUCAAGAAACAGAUUUUUCUUUCAAUAGAUGUGCCAUUGACACCAGCAUCGUCUGCUUUCGGCGCGCGAGUCAUACACGAGAUCGAGAAACUACUCGUCAAAACCGUUAAGGAGCUGGAGGCUCAGUGA